This is a messenger RNA of Camponotus floridanus (Florida carpenter ant), 1638 nucleotides long. Its product is annotated as probable pyruvate dehydrogenase E1 component subunit alpha, mitochondrial. The transcript is spliced from 6 exons. Gene Ontology annotation, biological process: pyruvate decarboxylation to acetyl-CoA. Gene Ontology annotation, cellular component: intracellular membrane-bounded organelle. Lineage: Eukaryota; Metazoa; Arthropoda; Insecta; Hymenoptera; Formicidae. The record is from RefSeq and is a predicted model, not a curated record. The coding region runs from base 1 to 1191 and encodes 396 amino acids. Gene Ontology annotation, molecular function: pyruvate dehydrogenase (acetyl-transferring) activity.
AUGAUACCGAGCUGCAUCAGGAACGUCGCCGCGCAAUCGUCACGACGGAACAUGGCUUCAUUUUUCUUUAGCAAGAAAAGUAACUAUGCCACUGAAGCCUCCUUCGAGACCAAACCUUACCGCCUGCACAAACUGAAUCAUGGACCAUCCACUCAAGUUACAGUGACCCGGGAUGAUGCUAUCGAAUUAUUUAAGAAACUACAUACGAUACGUCGUAUAGAAACAGCUGCUGGCAACUUGUACAAGGAAAAGAUUAUUCGGGGUUUUUGUCAUUUAUAUUCUGGACAAGAAGCUUGCGCAGUUGGCAUGAAAGCUGCAAUGCGACCUCAAGAUGCUGUAAUUACGGCUUAUCGUGCACAUGGAUGGACCUAUUUGAUGGGCAUAGAACCAUUUGGUGUUUUCGCAGAACUCACAGGUAGACAAGGUGGUAAUGCCAAAGGCAAAGGUGGCUCGAUGCAUAUGUAUGCUAAAAAUUUCUAUGGAGGAAACGGUAUUGUUGGGGCUCAGGUCCCACUGGGAGUUGGGAUAGCCUUUGCACAAAAAUAUAUUAACAAUGGUGGGGUCUGCCUAGCAUUGUAUGGUGAUGGUGCAGCCAAUCAGGGACAAGUGUUUGAAGUCUAUAACAUGGCAAAACUGUGGGACGUACCCUGCAUCUUUGUCUGCGAGAAUAAUGGAUAUGGGAUGGGUACUAGUGUGGAACGCGCUGCUGCAAGCACGGAUUAUUACACCAGAGGCGAUUAUGUUCCUGGAAUAUGGAUAGACGGUAUGGAUGUAUUAGCCGUGAGGGAAGCUACGAAAUUCGCUAUAGAACAUUGUACAUCUGGCAAAGGACCAAUCAUUAUGGAAACCAUGACAUAUAGGUAUAGCGGACACAGCAUGUCGGAUCCUGGAACUAGCUAUCGUACGCGAGAAGAGGUGCAGGAAGUCCGACAAACUCGAGAUCCUCUGACCAGUUUCAAGGAAAGAAUUCUGAAUGCUAAUCUCGUCACUGCGGAUGAAAUCAAAACGAUAGAAGGUGAAAUCAGAAAAUCAGUGGACGAUGCCGUAAAGGCUGCCAAGAACGACAAGGAGAUUCCACUGAGUGAACUCACUGCCGAUAUUUAUACAACGUGUUUAGAAAAUGAAAUUCGAAAUACGACUCCCUUUAAUCCUCUAUCACACGCCAGACUAGGACCAGCUGUGAAUGCUUGAAAUUGCUCAAGAAUCGUCUCUUAAAAUAUUGUAUAUAAUUUACAGUCACGUGCCACCUUUCAAGACGUUUAAAUUAAUUAGACUUACAAAUAUAUUGCAUAGAGAUGUACAUGUUGCGCACAAUUCUUUAAUUCGAAAUGUAUAUUAUUAUUUUAUCGAAAAACAGAAUAUUUAUAAGAUAUAUUAAUUCAAAUGCAAUUUGCAUCAAUUUAUUAAUCUCAAUAUGCUUCAUGAUGUAUACACACAUUUUAUGUUACAUUUGUCAAAAAACUAUAUAUUUUAAAAAAUCCAUAUAAUAAUCGAAUAUAAUUUAGGGGUUUAAAUUUAUCUGUUAAUUAUAAUUUAUUUCUAAUACAUAAAUUAUUACAAAGAGAAGAUUCUUUAUGAUACGCGUAGGAGAUUCAAAUCAUUUAUUGAUAAGAAAAUAAACUUGUAAAAAAAAAUGAA